Messenger RNA from Cataglyphis hispanica, 3217 nucleotides. It is a transcript of the gene Ccdc39, whose product is annotated as coiled-coil domain-containing protein 39. The coding region runs from base 412 to 3129 and encodes 905 amino acids. The record is from RefSeq and is a predicted model, not a curated record. The transcript is spliced from 12 exons. Gene Ontology annotation, cellular component: axoneme. NCBI's taxonomy places the organism in Eukaryota, Metazoa, Arthropoda, Insecta, Hymenoptera, Formicidae. Gene Ontology annotation, biological process: inner dynein arm assembly; cilium-dependent cell motility; cilium movement.
CGUGAAUAAUAGCCUGAUAUAAAAAGAGCGUCCGUUUCGGCAGGACAGAUAGUAGUUUUGCUCGUGUAGUAGCGUAUAUUCGUACGAUGAAUGAACGAGAAGCGUGCGUCCUAUGAAAGGCGAGCGUGUGAUGUAUAGUAGUGUACGUGAAAGGAGCGAAAUGGGAGCGACCAAGAAAAGAAAGGAACCUAACCAUCGGGGUCAAUGAUACUUCCCUUCUCCGUCACAGAUUAUCAACCGAACUCGAAUCGAUAGAAAGAUGUAAUCCUGAGCCAACUGGGAUGGCAGGAUGGCUUCCGAAUUCCUGUAGCUAAUGAAGAGAAUAAACAUCUUGAGGAAGAGGUUGCUAGAAAGACUAAAUACAAGAUUUCUUUAAAUGAGAAGCUGGAGAGUCUUGAGGAACGGCUAAAGAUGAUGAAAAAAUAUGCCUGUGAUGUAGCCAUGCGGCGCGAUUUCAAUCAGAAGUUGCUUGCAGAACAUUUGGCUCAGAUGGAGACAGAGGAUCAUCUAUAUCGACUCAGUGGCAACAAGGAAUCGUUACUACGUCAAGAAGUGCGCCAAUUUGAAAAAGAAUGGGCGGAUGUGAAUCGCAGAGUAUCAAGCAUAGAAAAAGAAUUGUUAAAAAUUACAAACAAGCUAGUUAAGGCAAAACAAACAGUUCAUUUCGACGAAGAUAAUUUACGCAAGUGUGAGGAGAUGCUCACACAGAAGGAAGAGGAUAAUCAACUGAUAGAGAGUUAUAUGAAGCACGAUGCACAAAAGUACAAGGAAUUGGAGCAAAACCGGCAGAAACUUAGCGAAGAGCUUGAAACUUAUCGCCAAGCUAUUGUUAAAGCCUUUGACGAAGUACAAGAGAUGGAGAUUGUUCUGGAUCGGACAACAAAAUUGUAUAUGGAAGCGUUAAAAGAGCGCAGGCAGAUGAUAAAUCAAUGGACGCAAAGCGUUAACGUUCUGCGACAAAGGGAUAAUGAUAUACAAAAUAGUCUAAAAGAAAUUGAAACAUUACGAGAAAUCGAUAGAGAGAAAAAGAAUAAUCUCGAAGAAAUAGAGAAGUUUUUAAAAGAUCAAAUUAUAAAUAAUAAACAGUUGGAGGAGCUGAUUAAACAAUCGGAGAAGGAACUUUUCGCGAACCGAGAGAAACAGCGUAAAAUCACAGAGGCGAUUGAUAUUUAUGCCAUUGAGGUUUAUAUUCAAAAAAAAUUAUUGGGGGAUUUGGGACGUCGUAUACAACAAGUCCGAGCUAAUGUGAAACGUAAAAAGAUUGAAAUCGAGAACAAAUCUAUAAAAGUAGACAAUUGCAAAAAACGGAUCGAUGAUCUAAUAUCGACUUUAGAGGAAAUAGAGAGUCAAAAGUUAAACGUUGAAGAGAGAACAAAACGCUUGGAAAAGAUGAUAGAACAUGAUGAGAAACGGAAAUCCGUGAUUGUCAAGGAAUUGAAUCGGCUGCAAGUCGCAAUUUUACGUACAACAAAGAAAAUUGGAGAAUUGGAAAAUGAAAGAAAGACGAUUCAGGCACAAAUUCAGGGCGAAAACAAGAAAAUCGAUCUGUUUGCCGGAUUGCUAGCGAAAGAGAAGAAACUACUAAAUGAGAAAAAGGAAGAUCUCUAUCGAGUGGAAUUUAAUCUGCAAAAGGGCGAGAUAAAACUCGAGCGAAUCAGAGGGUAUGAACGCGACAAGAGCGAAGCCGAAAGGAAGCAGAGGAAAAUUGAGGAGCUGCAAGUUGUACUGGACGAGAGAACAGCCACGUCUAAAUUGCUGCAAAACCAACUCGCUAGUUUAGAGCAUGACAUGAAAAAACUAUCCAUUUGUUUAUCAAACGAGAACGACGAAGUCGAACGCUUGCGGAGCAAGAAGCAGGAUCUGCUGUUGCUCUUGGACGGAGGUGAGAAGCGAAUAAAGACUGCGCAAUCUCGGAACGAGGAAAGACAGGUGGAGGAAAAUAUAAUGCGUCUUCGAGUAUCACAGCUCGAGCGAAUGACGUUGAAUGUGACCGAUAAAGUUUACGAUUUAGAAAAGUAUCGUCUUCAUCUCGAAGCGGCACUUAAGGAGCGCGCGGCGGAAAUCGCAGCGCAGAAAGAGGCGCUCAUCGUGCAAAAGAGAGUUGCUAACAACGAAUGCUCGGAACUGCGGGCUGCUAUCACUGAAAGAAAAAGCAGAAUACGGCAGUUACAAGUGCGAUAUGAUAGUAGUGUUGCUAUGUUCGGUGCCACUCCGGAAGGGUUGCCAAUGACCACGGCAUAUCUGAAAAUACAAAGCGCCCAAGAGCGAUAUUUGUUGCGAGAGCGAGGUGACAAACUGGACGAAGCCAUCGGACGAACUGAGCAGGAGAUACGUAGUAUGGAGAACACAUUACGUGUCGUAAACGUGUGUAAUGAUAAGUAUAAAGACAAUAUCUCGGCGGUCGACCAGGACGCACCGGAAUGGAUAGAACAGAAGACACUCGACGAGCAAAUGCGUGAUGCACGGCAAAAAUUACACCAAAAGCAAACACAACUGCAACAAUUGUCCGAUAAAUUACAGACAGCACAGAAUGAUUAUAGUCAAUUACUCGAUGACAUUGAGAGACUGAAAGAAGAGAAGGAAAAUAAGCAACAUUAUUUAUCAAAUAUUGAGAAACAAACAGUAGAACAGGGAGAGAAGAUAUCCAGGGCCGAUAAGAGUCUUCGUAAAGCGCAAAAGGAUAUACAAAACUUAUAUAUUCUUAACAAAGACGACAUCAUACUUUUACAGCAGAGAGAGGUGGAUUUGCGCGAACUUCAAGAACAGAACGCGCUAGUUCUGCAAGACAUUGCAGAAUUCACGAUUCGUCAUGUAGAAGCUGAAGCGUAUGUUAAAAAAUUACUGAUGGCUAAAAAUAUCGAGCUGCCAAGCUUUCCUUCGUCAAUCAGAUCGUCCAUGAGUCCAUAUGGAAGUUCUGUAGGCUCGUUAGAUCAGCUUUCAAAGAGUACGAGCCGUACGAGUGUAUCGAGAGAGAGCAUCGGCAGUGUAGUUAAGAUAGAACCACAAUUUGAGAAAUCAGCAAAUAACAUCUCAAGAAAGAAUACAAAGUGUGAAUUGUAUCCUGCAAAAAUUAUGUCAAAACGAUCCUCUAGCAUACAAGAGAAGCAACAAUUAGGAAAAAAAUUGUGAUAAUGAUUCUGUUAAUAUAAUAAAUAAGAUUGUAUAAUGGAAGAAUUAAUCCAUGCUAUUUUUCAUAUAUUAAAAAAAAGCUUUUAAG